AUGUCUUCUUCUUCUGCCGGAGAAGUCACAACAGCAAGUGACAUCAAGAGGGAAAAUGUGAAGGAGGUGGAUAAGCGGGAGUGCAUCAAGCUUGUGGCGCUGGACGCGGCGGAGUUGUCCAUGGAGCGCAACACGGACGCGGUGCGCACGGAGCUGUUGGUGAGCGCCGCUUCCUCCCUGGCUUUCUCCCCGGAGCAAGUGGCGUGUGUCUGCGAGGCUUUGCAGCAGGGGGGUAAUGUGGACCGGCUGGCCAGGUUCCUGUGGUCCCUGCCACAGAGCGACCUGCUACGCGGCAACGAAAGCAUCCUGAAAGCCCAAGCCCUCGUUGCUUUCCACCAGGCGCGGUACCAGGAGCUGUACAGUAUUUUGGAGAACCACAGCUUCAGUCCGUCCAACCACACCUUUCUGCAAGAUCUGUGGUACAAGGCCCGGUACACCGAGGCGGAGAAGGCGCGGGGGAGACCCCUGGGCGCCGUGGACAAGUACCGGAUCCGUAGAAAGUACCCUCUCCCCAGGACUAUCUGGGACGGCGAGGAGACUGUGUAUUGUUUCAAGGAGAGGUCCCGGAACGCGCUGAAGGAUCUGUACAACCAGAAUAGGUACCCCUCUCCUGCCGAGAAAAGAAACCUCGCCAAGAUUACUGGACUCUCCUUGACCCAGGUCAGCAACUGGUUCAAAAACAGAAGGCAGAGAGACAGAAACCCGUCCGAGGCACAGUCAAAAAGUGAAUCUGAUGGAAACCACAGCACAGAGGAUGAGUCGAGCAAAGGCCAGGAGGAGUUGUCUCCCCGGCCUCUCUCUAACUCCUCAGAUGGGGUGAUCACCCAUGGGACCCUUCCCAUUCAAACAGGGCCUCUGGACAGUGGGGUGGUCAUCCAGCAGAUCGGGGACAUCAAGCUGCCUCCUGGAUCCAGCAGUGGCGGUCUCUACAACGGAAGUCUCGUGAGCAGUAACGCCUCCUCCACCGUGUUUCACAAUGGUAGCUCGUCUUACCUGCACACACCUGGAAACAUCCUCUUCAACGGGCUCAAUCUGGGCAUCCAGCCGCUGGCCUUCAACCCUCUGAGGCCGUCUGGAGGGGUGCUGCUGGGGGGCUCCGGUAUGGACAUGCAGAUGCAGACAGGGCAGGAGAAGGGACUGGGGAGCUCUGCUGAGGACUCGGCCCUGCAGUACGCCUCCUACGCAGGCUGUGUGAACGGAGCGGAGGUGAAGCUGGAGGGAGUUCACACCAUGGCCGCUCAGAACGGAGGCUCCUCUGUGCUCACGUUCAGCUCCUCGUCAGGUGCGCUGCAGCUGGGUGGCUACAGUCUGGUCCAGGUUCCAAGUGGAGUCUCUGACAGCGACGGCAGCUCAUUACUCAACAGCGACGUAGGUCUUCCUCCACUGCAGCUCUCUUCUGCCCCAUCCUCCUCACAACAAGGUUCCAUGCCUCUGAACAACAUAGCGGUGAGUUCCUCCAGCGACGACUCGUUCCAGCAGCAGGACAAGUUGGCCAUGACGUCCCUGCACCACAGCACAGUCCUCUACAGCAUGAGCAACGCCGGCCAGCCGUCCAUCAAGAAGGAGCCUCUGGAGGGCGGCGUCUACACCUCGUACCACCACGGGCUCCACCUGGACCCCAGCGGGCAGCUCAGCUACACCACCCCCAACUCAGAAGAUGUUCCCUCCAGCCAAGGUCCCGCCUCGACCACCGAGGUCUCUGCCGUUAGCUCGUCCAGCCCCGAACCAGAGGUCUACACCACCCUCACCGUCAGCACGCCUCUGAUGGCCCAAACGGACAGCCACCACCUACAGCCCGCAGAGUAUCUCGGGGGCCACGAGGUCCGGGGGCCGUCCUCGCACCUGAUGGGCCCCUGCAUGAACAGCAACUACAUGAACCUUUCAGAGAACAAGGUGGAGGGCUCGGGCUCCGGAGGCGUGAGCGAGAUGGUGCGGGUGAUGUGUGGGGACAUGGAGGCUGUGGAGGGGAAGGAGCUAGCCAAACUACAGACAGUCCAGAUGGAGGAGGACAUGGCUGACCUUUAA
Centropristis striata (black sea bass) is the source of this 2025-nucleotide messenger RNA. It is a transcript of the gene six4a, whose product is annotated as SIX homeobox 4a. The transcript has 3 exons. Gene Ontology annotation, molecular function: RNA polymerase II cis-regulatory region sequence-specific DNA binding; DNA-binding transcription factor activity, RNA polymerase II-specific. Gene Ontology annotation, cellular component: nucleus; transcription regulator complex. NCBI's taxonomy places the organism in Eukaryota, Metazoa, Chordata, Actinopteri, Perciformes, Serranidae. Bases 1 to 2025 code for a protein of 674 amino acids. The record is from RefSeq and is a predicted model, not a curated record. Gene Ontology annotation, biological process: regulation of transcription by RNA polymerase II.